CGCGGGCGCAUCGAAGGACACCGGGGCACCCCUGGCGUUGGCGUUGGCAGGCUCGGGCCGCCCCUUGUCCUUUCGAAGCACGAUUCCUGCAGAACAACAUCCACCCGGUUGCUCUCCAUGAAGAACAAAAAGGGAAAGACGGUCGCCAAGGAGAAUUUGCCGUCCAAGGUCUGUGUGGUCUGCAACCGUCCCUUUACCUGGAGAAAAAAAUGGGAACGCGUCUGGGACGAGGUCACGACCUGCAGCAAGAGCUGUAACGCGAAGCGACGGCAAAUGGCAAAACAGCAACAACAAACGCAACGSCUCUGCGGAAGCGARGACGACGACUCCCUUGUCUCCGCCUCUUGUUCGCYSGCCGGCGAGGCCGGAGAGACGGAGCCCCUCGAUCACAAGGCCGCGCUGCGAAARCAGCGCAAGGAGGCCGUCAAGGCCCAGAAGCAGGCCCGAAAGCUCAAGCGCAUGGGCAUAGCCCCAAGGGAGGUGGGGCGCAAGCCGUGCGAUCUCUGCUCGAAACCCGUCGAUCUGCUGGUGAGGUGCACCGUCGACGAGACGCAAACCUACAAGAUGGUCUGCGGGAGGUGCUGGCCGAGGGUGAGCGGGGGCGUCCCCGACGGGGUCUCGGCGACCCACCCGCACUACCGGUACGGCGGGUUGUGGAAAAACCGAAACGCCGACCUGAAGAAAAAGGUCGGGAGCGGAAGGGGUGGGAAGAAGGGAAAGAACAGCGGGAGACCGCCGUCGCCCUUGUCGCUCACGGAAGAAAUCGAGCUGAGUCUUGUUGCUGCCGAGGAGGAAGACGACGAACGGUGARGCGACACGCAACUACCGAGAGGAAGGAUCUAGARUAGCAUAAAGCAUAGUUUUCUUU
Messenger RNA from Pseudo-nitzschia multistriata, 868 nucleotides. NCBI's taxonomy places the organism in Eukaryota, Bacillariophyta, Bacillariophyceae, Bacillariales, Bacillariaceae. The record is from the annotation of a GenBank genome assembly.